GGGUGAGAAGAUGUAGCGGCGCGAGGAGCAGCACCGCAGGGGGACGCGGGGCCGCACCAUGUCGAGGAGGGGCAGCAGCCGCGCCAGGCCCGACGCCUUGGCCGCCCUGCAGGCCGCCAACGAGGAGCUGCGGGCCAAGCUCACCGACAUCCAGAUCGAGCUCCAGCAGGAGAAGAGUAAGGUCAGCAAGUUGGAGAGAGAGAAGAAUCAGGAGGUGAAGCAAAUCAAAGAGCACGAGCAGCACAAAAGUACAGUGGUGGUCACAGAGCUCAAAGUCAAACUUCACGAAGAGAAAAUGAAGGAGCUCCAAGCUGUUCGGGAAGCACUUCUGAGACAGCAUGAGGCCGAACUGCUUAGAGUAAUAAAAAUUAAAGAUAACGAAAUCCAGAGACUCCAGGCCCUGCUGACUGCUGUGCGCGACGGGGCUCCCGACAAGGUGAAAACCGUGCUGCUCACAGAGGCCAAGGAGGAGGCCAAGAGGGGCUUCGAGGUAGAGAAAAUAAAAAUGCAGCAGGAAAUUUCGGAACUUAAGGGGGCUAAGAAACAAGUGGAAGAGGCUUUAACUAUGGUCAUCCAAGCUGACAAAAUUAAAGCCGCGGAGAUAAGGAGCGUGUAUCACCUGCACCAAGAGGAAAUCACCAGAAUUAAGAGGGAGUGUGAGAGAGAAAUUCGCAGGCUGAUGGAGGAGAUUAAGUUUAAAGACAGAGCAGUCUACGUGCUGGAAAGAGAGUUAGGGGUUCAAGCCGGGCAUGCCCAGAGACUGCAGCUCCAAAAGGAGGCUUUAGAUGAACAACUGUCCCAGAUCAAAGAGUCUGACCGGCACCUGGGCAGCCCCAAGCGGGAACUUCCUUAUGCAAGUGGUGCAGGAGACGCUUCAGAUCAUUCGGGAAGCCCCGAACAGCAGUUGGAUGAAAAGGAUGCCCGGCGCUUCCAACUGAAAAUCGCCGAGCUGAGCGCCAUCAUCAGGAAGCUGGAGGACCGCAACGCGCUGCUGUCGGAGGAGAGGAACGAGCUGUUAAAACGUCUCAGAGAAGCUGAAAGCCAGUACAAGCCCAUCCUGGACAAAAACAAGCGCCUCAGCAGGAAGAAUGAGGAGCUGUCACACGCCUUACGUCGCAUGGAAAACAAAUUAAAAUUUGUAACGCAGGAAAACAUAGCAAUGAGGCAAAGAGCAGGAGCAAUACGGAGACCGAGCUCCUUAAAUGACCUCGACCACAGCCAGGAAGAAAGAGAAGUGGAUCUCCUGAGACUACAAAUCAUCGAACAGCAGAAUAUCAUUGAUGAGCUCUCCAAGACCCUGGAAACUGCUGGCUACGUGAAGAGUGUGAUGGAACGUGAUAAGCUGUUAAGGUAUAGGAAGCAAAGGAAAAAAAUGACAAGAAUUCCUAAGAAGCCGGUGGUGGAGACGUUUUUCGGCUACGACGAAGAAGCCUCUUUGGAGUCCGAUGGUUCCUCUAUCUCAUAUCAAACGGAUCGGACGGACCAGACCCCAUGCACCCCUGAUGAUGACCUGGAAGAGGGCAUGGCCAAAGAAGAGACAGAACUGCGGUUCCGGCAGCUGACGAUGGAGUACCAGGCUCUGCAGCGCGCAUACGCCCUAUUGCAGGAACAGGUCGGAGGAACAUUGGAUGCAGAGCGAGAAGUUAAGACACGUGAGCAGCUCCAAGCAGAGAUACACCGAUCCCAGGCUCAGAUAGAGGACCUGGAAAAGGCCCUGGCAGAGCAGGGCCAGGACAUGAAGUGGAUUGAGGAGAAGCAAGCACUGUACAGAAGGAAUCAAGAACUUGUGGAAAAGAUAAAACAAAUGGAAGCAGAGGAGGCUCGCCUGAAGCACGACGUGCAGGAUGUCAAAGACCAGAACGAGCUCCUGGAGUUCAGGAUCCUGGAGCUGGAGGAGAGAGAAAGAAGAUCGCCUGCUAUCAACUUCCACCACGUUCCCUUCACGGAGGGGAAAAGCCCUCUCCAGGUUUACUGCGAGGCAGAAGGUGUCACAGACAUAGUAGUGGCAGAGCUGAUGAAAAAAUUGGACAUUUUAGGGGAUAACGCCGUAAGUAACCUGACCAAUGAGGAGCAAGUCGUUGUCAUACAAGCGAGGACGGUUCUCACGCUGGCUGAAAAGUGGCUCCAGCAGAUUGAGGUGACCGAGUCCGCGCUGCAGCAGAAGAUGCUGGAUCUGGAGAAUGAAAAGGAGCAGUUCAGCAAGCAGAAGGGCUACCUGGAUGAGGAGCUGGACUUCAGGAAGCAGUCCUUGGACCAGGCAAACAAGCAAAUUCUGGAAUUAGAAGCCAUGCUCUAUGAUGCCCUGCAGCAAGAAGCUGGAGCCAAAAUUUCCGAACUUCUUUCAGAAGAGGAGAAAGAGAAACUGAAGAGCGCGGUAGAGCAGUGGAAGCGCCAGGUGAUGAGCGAGCUGCGGGAGAGGGAUGCCCAAAUCCUGCGCGAGCGCAUGGAGCUCGUCCAACACGCCCAGCAGAGAAUUAAAGAGCUAGAAGAAAGAAUUGAAGGCCAAAAAAGACAAAUAAAAGAGUUAGAGGAAAAGUUUUUAUUUUUGUUUUUAUUUUUCUCUCUAGCUUUCAUUCUUUGGUCAUAGCCCUUCAGGCCAAAUGCAGAAGGUAAGCGCUCGGGUUGCACUGGGGUCCGCUCCUCUUCCCACGUGGCAC
This is a messenger RNA of Numida meleagris (helmeted guineafowl), 2657 nucleotides long. It is a transcript of the gene JAKMIP3, whose product is annotated as Janus kinase and microtubule interacting protein 3. Gene Ontology annotation, molecular function: microtubule binding; kinase binding. NCBI's taxonomy places the organism in Eukaryota, Metazoa, Chordata, Aves, Galliformes, Numididae. Bases 59 to 2587 code for a protein of 842 amino acids. The record is from RefSeq and is a predicted model, not a curated record. The transcript has 21 exons.